Acanthisitta chloris (rifleman) is the source of this 2800-nucleotide messenger RNA. RefSeq names its product phospholipase C, epsilon 1 (gene PLCE1). The annotation marks the transcript as partial. Gene Ontology annotation, biological process: phosphatidylinositol-mediated signaling; lipid metabolic process. The record is from RefSeq and is a predicted model, not a curated record. The transcript has 18 exons. NCBI's taxonomy places the organism in Eukaryota, Metazoa, Chordata, Aves, Passeriformes, Acanthisittidae. Gene Ontology annotation, molecular function: phosphatidylinositol-4,5-bisphosphate phospholipase C activity.
AUUUUUGAUGGAUAAAGACAACUUUGCCUCCAAAAACGACGAGUCACAGGAGAAUGCUGAGGACUUGCACUUUCCUCUCUCAUAUUACUACAUAGAGUCGUCACACAACACUUACCUUACUGGCCAUCAGCUUAAAGGGGAGUCCUCAGUAGAGCUCUACAGCCAGGUUCUUUUACAAGGCUGCAGAAGUGUUGAGUUAGACUGCUGGGAUGGUGAUGAUGGAAUGCCUAUCAUUUAUCAUGGGCACACCCUUACUACUAAGAUCUCUUUUAAGGAGGUGGUUGAAGCUAUUGAUCGCAAUGCGUUCAUCACUUCUGACAUGCCAAUUAUCAUAUCGAUAGAAAACCACUGUUCAUUGCCUCAGCAGCGCAAGAUGGCUGAAAUCUUCAAGAAUGUAUUUGGAGAUAAGUUGGUGACCAAGUUUUUGUUCGAGAGUGACUUUUCUGAUGAUCCUAUGCUUCCUUCCCCUGGCCAACUGAAAAGAAAAAUCCUGCUUAAAAACAAGAAGCUGAAAGCCCAUCAAACACCAGUGGAUAUAUUGAAACAAAAGGCUCACCAGCUGGCACAUAUGCAGGCACAGGCUAGCAAUGGUGCUAGCAACCCCACACCUACCAAUGAGGAGGAAGAAGAUGAAGAGGAUGAAUAUGACUAUGACUAUGAAUCUCUCUCUGAUGCUGAUGUCCUUAAUGCUUCUCCUGCUCCUAACAGCCAGGAAGAUAACAUUCUUGAAGACCGACCUGAGAAUAAAUUAACCAGUGAUAAACUGCAGUUUGAAUAUAAUGAAGAGACUGCCAAACGACUAAAGAAGGCUGACUGUGCUACUUACAAUAAUAAAGGAAAGGUUUACGACAUGGAGCUGGGUGAGGAAUUCUAUCUUCCACAAAAUAAGAAGGAAAGCAGACAGAUAGCCCCAGAGCUUUCAGACCUUGUCAUUUACUGUCAAGCUGUAAAGUUCCCUGGCUUGUCGACUCUAAACCCAUCUGGCUCUAGCAGAGGAAAAGAAAGAAAAAGCAGGAAGUCCAUUUUUGGCAACAAUCCUGGCAGGCUGAGCCCUGGGGAGUCAGCUGCUCUUGCCAAAGCAUCUGGAAAAGGUCCUUUUGACGUGAUGCGGCAGACGUGGGAAGAUCCUUGCUCUCCUUACAACUCUCCAGCUUCUCUCAGCGCUAUCAUAAGGACACCCAAGUGCUAUCACAUCUCCUCCCUGAACGAGAACGCUGCCAAGAGGCUGUGCAGGAGGUACUCCCAGAAGCUGAUCCAGCACACCACCUGUCAGCUCCUGAGGACUUACCCUGCUGCCACACGCAUCGACUCCUCGAAUCCCCAUCCACUCAUCUUCUGGCUCCAUGGUGUGCAGCUCGUGGCUCUGAACUACCAAACAGAUGAUCUUCCUCUGCAACUCAAUGCAGCGAUGUUUGAGGCUAAUGGUGGUUGUGGAUAUGUCUUGAAACCUCCAGUUCUGUGGGAUAAAAAUUGUUCAAUGUACCAGCAGUUCUGGCCAUUGGAAAGAGACCUGGAUAAUAAGGAGCCAGCUAUAUAUUCAUUAACAAUUGUGUCUGGACAGAACGUUUGCCCCAGCAACAGCACAGGCAGUCCCUGCAUUGAGAUCGACGUGCUGGGGAUGCCUCUGGACAGCUGCCACUUCCGAACGAAGCCCAUUCACCGCAACACUCUCAACCCUAUGUGGAAUGAGCAGUUCCUUUUCCGGGUUCACUUCGAAGAUUUGGUCUUUCUCCGCUUUGCAGUUGUAGAAAAUAACAGCUCAGCUGUGACAGCUCAGAGAAUCAUUCCCCUGAAAGCACUGAAGAGAGGCUACAGACAUGUCCAGCUCCAUAACCUGCACAAUGAAACAUUAGAAAUUUCCAGCUUGUUCAUAAACAGUCGGAGGAUGGAAGAAAAUCCCUCUGGAAACACCCUGCCUGCAUCUAUGUUGUUUAGCUCGGGGGAAAGGAAAGCUGCUGUUCCUUACAAAGUGACAGUCCAUGGAAUUCCAGGCCCGGAGCCUUUCACUGUUUUUAACGUGAGUGCAGGGCUCUUGGCUACCAUAAAAGGCACUGAGUCAUGUGCUGCAGACUAUUUUCUGAUGGAAGAGAAAAGUUUUAUAUCUAAAGAAAAGAGUGAAUGCAGAAAACCACCAUUCCAGAGGGUGAUUUGCCCUGAAGAAGGGCUAGUGCAGCUUUUGAACAGUUGGUUUCCAGAAGAAGGAUAUGUUGGAAGGAUUAUCUUGAAAACCCGAGAGGAAAAUUUAAAUGACAGAAAUGUCUUUCAAGAAGCAAAGGAAGAAGCAGCCAUCAGCUCUGAGGAUGACAGUUUCUUUGUUCAGGUACACGAUGUCUCCCCAGAGCAACCACGCACCGUCAUCAAAGCUCCUCGCUUCAGCACAGCUCAGGAUGUCAUCCAGCAGACUCUUUGCAAAGCCAAAUACUCCUACAGCAUUUUGAGCAAUCCAAAUCCAAGUGAUUAUGUGCUCUUGGAAGAGGUGACAAAAGAGCCAGCAAACAAAAAGUCCUCGACAUCUAAACCAUCUCAGAGGAUUCUGUCUGACCAAGAAUGUGUAUUUCAGGCCCAAAGCAAGUGGAAGGGAGCAGGAAAAUUUAUCCUUAAGCUCAAAGAACAGGUUCAGGCAGCACGAGACGACAAAAGGAAAGGCAUCUCCUUCACCAGUGAACUCAAGAAGUUAACCAAGUCAAGCAAGCAGUAUCGGGGGUUCAUCUCUCCCCCCCUGCAGGUGCUGUCAGACAGUCCCCAGAGCAAGGACGAAAGAGCUGCGUGUGGCUUGGCCUUCAGUGACAUCGUGGAGUAA